UAUGUUCAUAUUAUUCCUUUGUAUGUCUUGAUGAGUAGACUCCUAAAUAUUUAUACAUUUUAUCGUUAGCUUGAAUUGUAAUUUUUCUUUCAAUUUAUUCCUGCUGGGUUUUGUUGGUAACGUACAGAAAGGCUGCUCUGGAAGGAAGAAAUUUAGCAAGCCUUAAUUUGCUUUUAAAUCACUGUUCUUAUCACCAGGGGAGGGAGAAAGAGGAUCUUGUGGGUUACAGGGGCCAUCUCAAGUUGCAGUUUUUCAGACACAGAAAAAGAAAAGUGCCUCUAAAGGCUGAACUUCGUAAUAGCUUUUUGAUAUUCACGGAAUACAAUAUGGUUGCUUGCUUACAGCCACCUGUACCCUUUAUCCUUCUUCUUACACCUAAUAACCUCCGUUCCUUCUUCCUUUUUCUCCCCUCUUCCUUCUUUCAUGGCCUUCCUCCUGGUCCCCGUAGCUCAGGAAGUUGGGUGAACCCCAAAUUAGAUAGUCCUGACCACUGCUCGGGAUAAUGGGGGUGAUUACCUCACAGAGCCCCCAUGACAAGGCCCUCAUCACACAAGUCUUGGCUCACACGACCCCAGUAGUGCAAAAGAGAGAGAUGGAAUUAGGAAAAACUGCCAUGUUUGGCACCGGCUGAAAAUUCCCCUCCUGGGGAAGAGGGCCACAGCAUCAGGGGGUGCAUGGGCUCGCAGGGGACAAGGAGACCCCCCUUUGGCUGCCCCGACGGCGAACCUGCAGCAGGCGCCCCUCCCAGCUCGGCGGUAGCGGCAGCGGCAGCAUGUCUGUGGUCGGCAUCGACCUCGGCUUCCUCAACUGCUACAUCGCCGUGGCGCGAAGCGGCGGCAUUGAGACCAUCGCCAAUGAGUACAGCGACCGGUGUACCCCGGCUUGUAUAUCUUUAGGAUCCAAAACUCGAACCAUUGGGAAUGCAGCCAAAAGUCAGAUUGUUACAAAUGUAAGAAAUACAUUACAUGGCUUCAAAAAACUUCAUGGACGGUCUUUUGAUGAUCCCAUUGUGCAAACUGAAAGGGUUAAGCUUCCUUAUGAACUUCAGAAAAUGCCAAAUGGAAGUACAGGAGUUAAGGUACGGUACCUAGAAGAAGAUAGGCCUUUUGCAAUCGAGCAGGUCACUGGAAUGCUAUUGGCCAAACUUAAAGAGACUUCAGAAAAUGCUUUGAAGAAGCCUGUGGCAGAUUGUGUGAUUUCAAUUCCUAGUUUCUUCACUGAUGCUGAGAGAAGGUCCGUGAUGGCAGCUGCACAAGUUGCUGGCUUAAAUUGUUUAAGGCUGAUGAACGAAACCACUGCAGUUGCAUUAGCAUAUGGAAUUUAUAAGCAAGAUCUUCCACCUUUAGAGGAGAAACCAAGAAAUGUAGUAUUUAUUGAUAUGGGGCAUUCUGCCUACCAAGUCUCAGUUUGUGCUUUUAACAAGGGAAAACUUAAGGUCUUGGCUACUACUUUUGAUCCAUAUCUGGGUGGCAGGAACUUUGAUGAUGCUUUAGUAGAUUACUUCUGUGACGAGUUCAAGGCAAAGUAUAAACUGAAUGUGAAAGAUAAUUCUCGAGCCUUGUUGCGCUUAUACCAGGAAUGUGAAAAACUAAAGAAACUGAUGAGUGCUAAUGCAUCUGAUCUUCCACUGAACAUUGAGUGUUUCAUGAAUGACCUUGAUGUUUCUAGUAAAAUGAACAGGGGUCAAUUUGAACAGCUUUCUGUUUCUCUCUUGGCCAGAGUGGAACCACCUUUAAAAGCUGUAAUGGAACAAGCAAACUUGAGCCGUGACGAGAUAAAUAGUAUAGAAAUUGUGGGAGGUGCGACUCGAAUCCCUGCAGUGAAGGAGCAGAUCACCAAGUUCUUUCUUAAAGAUAUAAGCACCACCUUAAAUGCUGAUGAAGCUGUUGCAAGAGGAUGUGCAUUGCAGUGUGCAAUUCUAUCACCAGCCUUUAAAGUUCGUGAAUUUUCCAUCACAGAUGUUGUUCCCUAUUCAAUAACAUUAAGAUGGAAGUCAUCUUUUGAGGAUGGAACUGGGGAGUGUGAAGUGUUCUGUAAGAACCAUCCUGCUCCAUUCUCAAAAGUUAUUACCUUUCACAAGAAGGAACCAUUUGAACUAGAAGCAUAUUAUACGAAUCCACAUGAAGUGCCUUAUCCUGAUCCCCGAAUUGGGAACUUCACUAUUCAGAAUGUUUUUCCCCAGUCUGAUGGUGACAGUUCCAAAGUGAAGGUUAAAGUACGUGUUAAUAUCCAUGGUAUCUUCAGUGUGGCUAGUGCAUCGGUAAUUGAGAAGCAAAGUUUGGAAGGGGAUCACAGUGAUAUACCCAUGGAAACAGAAUCAUCAUUUAAGAAUGAAGGCAAAGAUGAGAUGGACAAAAUGCAAGUUGACCAAGAAGAAGGCCAUCAAAAAGGCCAUGCUGAGCAUACCCCAGAAGAGGAAAUUGAUCACACGGGUGCCAAGACAAAGCCAGUGCAUCCAGACAAGCAAGAUCGAGCAACCCAAAGUGUUAAAAAAGGAAAAGUCAAGAGUAUUGAUUUGCCUAUCCAGAGUACCCUGUACAGACAGCUGGGCCAAGAUCUCAUCAACAGUUACAUAGAAAAUGAGGGAAAGAUGAUCAUGCAGGACAAGUUAGAGAAAGAAAGAAAUGAUGCCAAGAAUGCUGUUGAAGAGUAUGUGUAUGAUUUCAGAGACAAGCUGUGCAAUGUCUAUGAAAAAUUUGUCACUGCAGAAGAUUCAAAUAAACUGUCUUCAGUGUUGGAAGAUACCGAAAAUUGGCUUUAUGAAGAUGGAGAAGAUCAACCAAAACAAAUUUAUGUGGAUAAACUUCAUGAAUUAAAGAAAUAUGGCCAGCCUAUUCAAAUUAGGUACAUAGAACAUGAAGAAAGACCGAAAGCUUUAAAUGACUUGGGAAAGAAGAUCCAACUACUCAUGAAAGUGGUAGAAGCAUUCAAGAAUAAGGAUGAAAAAUAUGAUCACUUAGAUGCAGCUGACAUGGAAAAGGUGGAAAAAUUUAUUAAUGAAGCUAUGAAUUGGUUGAAUAGUAAGAUGAAUGCACAGAAUAAAUUAAGCCUCACUCAAGACCCUGUGGUGAAAGUAGCAGAAAUAGUUGCGAAGUCCAAGGAGCUGGAUAAUUUUUGUAACCCCAUCAUUUACAAGGCCAAACCCAAAGUGGAGGUAUCUGAAGACCAAGCGAAAGCGAAUGGUGAACACAAUGGACCAAUGAAUGGACAGAGUGGGCCUGAAAGUAAGCCUGAUGCAGCCAAGGAAAGUUCCCCACAUACUAAACCUUCUACUGGAGAGAUGGAAGUGGACUAAGGCGUCGGGUCUCCAUCACAUAUUCAGACAGUGCAAGUAAUUGCAGGGCCCAUUCUUCUUUGCAUCUGGGACACCCAACAGAUGUUCUGUUGUUCUUAGCCAUUUUUGUCAUUUGUUCUUUGCAGUAGUUUUGAAAAGUGUUUUAUAUUGAGUGCACCUCUGAUGUUCAUUUCCAAUGAUUAAUGCUGCUUAGGUGAAGCUUUAGCUGAAUAGAUUGUAUAAGUCAGUUUAAGCUUUCCCAUUGUAUCUUAUGUCAGACUUGCAGAAUUGAUAGAAAGAUGGCAACAAUCUACCUUAUUUAAAGCUUCUCUUGUGGAUAAACCUCAGCUCCUUUAUUCAGGAAAGGACACUGUAUUGCACUACUGAUGCAGAAGUGUAGAUUUAAUUGCAUCGUUAUUUUUGAAAAAAAAAUUGGAAUUGAAAUGGUUUAAAGCCAUUGAAGCACUGACCUUUUUCUAGUUAUUGUAUUGUUAUAAUUUAAAUAUUAAAACAAAUAAGAGGUUAGCUGACAAAACUAGUCCAUCUCAUUGAUGUAUUGUGAGAAAUUCAAGGUUUUCUUGUCAUUGUCGACACAGAUGAACAAAAACAUGAAUUUCAAAAAGAAAACACAAUUUUGAGUUGUGGUGACACCAGCAAUAAUAUUUCCUUUACCAAAAACAUGGCUUUGAUUUCUUGCUUGUCAUUUUACCUUUACUUUGCAAGAGAUGAUCUGCUUUGGCUGAAGACAAGCUGACCUUUGGCUGAAGAUAAGCUAAUGCUGCUGCUGCUGCUAAAAUGUUAGCUUAAUGACUAUGAGAAUUUCCAGAGAAAAUAACUUCAGCUUCCUAGCUAAGAGAAAAAGCAUUGCUAACUUAUAGUCAGGCUUGCUGCUCUGUGCUCUGGUCUUGGCAAUUUUCUUUAGAUUUAAACGGUACUUAGGUUUUUAAAAAUGUUUAGUGAGCUUAUAUUUCGAAGUGAGGGAGAAGUAAUGCAACUACUCUUGGCUUAUCCUUCACCCACUCCUCUUUAACAUGAUGAUUCAUGUUGUUACACUGCACAAGAAAGCCCUUCUGCUACAGUCUUUGGAAAGUCUUGUGACUAGUAUGUAGUAUAGACUGUUGUAUGAUACAAACUGGCAAUAUUAAUUAAGCUUUCUUUAUAAUUUCUACCAUUAUGUGAUUCAUUCAAAAUUGGGCCCUCCAAUUUGAUGCUUCUAAUUUAAAUUAAUUGUGAAGGAGGCUGUAAGUUACCAAUAUUUACCAAUAAAUACCAGUAUUUCUAUGAACAUAUCUGUGCUUUUAACCAUCUGACAAUCCCCAGUAGCCCAGUACUGCCCCAAAACCUAAGCCACCAAAUUCAGAGUGAACACACACUGAAAUGAUUUUAACACCAUAGGAAAAUUGCAGGAAAAAAUCUUUAGCUGUUUGAGGUAAUUGUAGAUAUUUACAUUAGGGUAAUAGGAUCUAGUUUUAGAUAUUCCUAUGUUUAAAUUUUUUUUUCCAUACCUAUGCAAAUCAAAAAUUCUGAGCACAGUGUCUUUAUGGAAAUAUUCAUUAUUUCUCAAAAUUAGUUCUCUAAAAUAGGAAUAUUUUAUUAUUAUAGUUGUAGUCUAGGCUAAAAGAAGUAUGUUUAGCCAUGGUAUUUUAUGUGAGGAUUUUAACUCAGACUUCUUUUACUAUUAAGAAGUCUACACUGAGUUUUUAACAUCUCAGAACACCUUUCAUCUAUCUCUUAGUUUUAAUCCUCUUAAAGUUAUUUAACUAUGAACUAUAUUUGAAACAGAUAAAAUCACUUGUAUUUUCCAUUUGUUUGUUUUGGUUUGAACUUAAGAACUGUUGUAAAGUAAUACCUAAGGACCAUGGAGAAUUUAGUCUUCAAAAGAUAAUCAAAACUGCCAGGUCAGAGUAGGAGCACGGGGCUAAUCCUAGGGACCAGACAACUACUCUUGGACAUAACAAUAUGUUGUAUGUCCAUAUGUUAAAUAUAUGUGUGCACAUAGAAACAUGUUUCAUUCCUAUGUGUAAAUGCACCUUAUACAUAUAUGAAGAGUAAGGCUUUCUUCUCCCCUUCUCUCCUUUACCAUCCCAGCCUGUAACCUUCAUAUUGAAUAAAUCUGGAUCUUGGGAAUAGAGACUGAGAAAGAGUCACUCUUGGUAGUUAAGAAUGUAUUAAGUUAAACAUAAAAUCAUUUCUCCUAGCUUUCUGGAUGAUGAUGGAGCACUAUACCACCAGUAACUAAUACUUCUGAUUUACCCAAAAGUUUAUUGCUAUAUGGGCCCUUUUUCUUUACCUGUAAUUUCAUUGGCACAUAGUAAGAUGUUUGGGAAUUUCUUUUUUAAAAUUAUCUAUAAUAUAGAGAUAUUUGUAAUACAUAGUAAGAUAGGUCCAUGUAGCGUUUAAGACAAAUAAUCCAAUAUACUUUUUUAUUUCUGUGCUAGAGAAGCUUGUCAAAAUAAAAAUGAACUUACUAGUAUAUAAAUUGUUUAGUUUAAAGAAAAAAAAAUGAAAAGCAAAAUUGUCAAAUUUAAAAUUUUUUAAGUCAUCAGUCUAGUAAACUUAAAAGCUAGAAUUAAUGAUAAAACUCAUUUUGGGGGUUAUUUUGGCUUUUAAAAAACCCAACUGCUAGCUAAUUACCUAGUGGUUAUUAAUUGGGUAUAAGAGGAGAAUAAGGCUAAAAUGGGACAGGAAAAGAUGAGAGAACAGAUCUGAAAUGACUGCAUUUUGAGAACACCCCCAAAAUAAGUGACAUGGAGAACUGGGCAGUCUGAGAAACAGACAGCCAGUUUUUAAAAUUGAAAGAUAAGGGGAGAAUAUUUUCCUUUGGUUUGUUUAAAGGAAAACCAUAAAGGCAAAGCAACAGACAUAUUAGGUUAAUUUUCAUUUUAAUGUAGAUGACUAAGGGAACAGCCCUUGGGGGAAGACAACAGUAUUUAAUUUAUGAGGGAUCAAACCUCCAGAGGAGGAAAAUGUUCUUUAUUAGAAAACCCUACAGACCCAGUUAUCAGUAAUAUAAAACUAAAGCAUUAAAACACUCAAGAUAAAGACAGUAAGAUAUUGUAUAAAUUUGUAUUGUUUCCACUUAACUCUUUUUAGACAUGGCCAUCCUACUUUGUGUGCCUUUCCUAAUCAAUUUAAAUUAUUUUAAAGGCCUACAUCCUAUUAGAAUUUUUUCUGGGCUUAACCUGUUGGUGUUGGUAGUUGGAAAAUAUUUGUAUAUUUUUAAUGAUAAAUUUAACAUGUUUCCUUGCAUGUAAGGAAUAAAUCCCUAAAUAAAACCCACAUUAUUUCCUAAAGUAGAACCAAAUGAAUAUUAAUAGGCAGUAAAAAAAAAAAAUUGUUUUAUCUCCCCUUCUACCUCUGUCAAAAGUAAUUCUACCUUUGGCUUUCCUCGUUUUUCUUGUUUUUUGUUUUGUGUAUUUGGAAUUACUUGUAUACAUACAUGCAUUUGUGUAGUUAUAGUCAGGGUAUAUACAGUUAUGAUUCUGCUCAUUCUACAGAUAUUAAAAACAUUAUGUUAUACUGUGGUAGAAUAGAUUUUGAACAUUUUAUGAUAUUACUAGGAAAAGGUGUGUCUCAUUGUUAGCAGAAACAGUAUGUUAAUACUUUACAUUUGAAGUUGUCAGUAGUGUUUCAAAAUUCAUUAUUUAUGAAAUUUGCUUAUGAGGCAUUUAACUAGAAAGCUGCAUAGGUAUUAUCCUUUUUAAGCCCAUUUACUUUUUAAUAUUUAAUCACUGUACUUUCCAGAAUAUUUUUGUUUCUUAAUUUUGGUGACUUGAUGCAAUUUAAAUCAGUGAUCACUUUUGAAAGUGAUUUUUAAAACCUUUAAAAGAAUUUCAGUUCUAAUGCAUUUUGCCUUCUUAGAUUAUAUUACAGUUUUGUCAUAAUGAUAAUUUAGGAAAUUUCUUAUAAAACUUAGUAAAUUUCAAAAAAUUAUCUUCUUUUCUGGACAGUAAGUAGGUUAAGAAUUCAUUCUACAACCACUAUAAUUAUUUUUAGUGUAAUGUUCAGGAUAAUAUCAUAUAUUAUAUAUAUAUGAGCAAUAUAUAUAUAUAGUUGACCAUAAUAUCAAUAAAUAUCCAAAAAAAAUUUUUUUUUCACUAAAAAGGGUAGUUCAGUAAAACAAAUGGAAAAUACUGCCUUUUCUGCCCCCAAAUCAACUAGUCCAGAAGAGCUGUUCUUAAGUAUUUCCUUGCAAAUUUUUGCUUACAAUGAGCUUUUCUUUGCAACUAUAGUUAGAACAAUACAUUUCCUACCUUGGAAAUUCUGGUUUUCUUCUCUGUUAAUUCCUUCAAAUUAUGGGUACAUCUUGAAGAUAAAAGUUUGUCAAAAAGCUUGCAUUGCAGCAAGCAACUUUAUGAAAUGUGGGGUAAGAGAAAUACUGUUUUGCCCACUUUUGCAAGGAAUCUGUACAUGAAGGUCAGUAAUGGCAAUUUGUAGACAUUUGACAAAUUUAAAUAUAACUAGAAUGUUCAUUGGCUCACUAAAGUUUGAAAGAAGGAUUUUGACUUAUUUCUAUUUAAAGAAAAAAAUCAAAGAGUAGAAGGUAAAAUAGUAAAUCUUUGAGGUCUUAUGUAUUUGCUUCUUUGAACUUAAUAUACCAACUAAUCAGUCCAUUUAAAAAAAAAAAAGAUUAUUUGUAUAUCUUUUUUCUCUUUCACAAGCCACUUAUUCUUUGAACAGAUCCUAUUAUACCCAACCCACAGCAUUAUGUGGGUUCUUGAAUGCAGUUGGGCUUCCUUAGAAAUGGAAAUACUAUCUAUUUGUUCCAUUUUAUUUAUACUUUUGCCUUUAUAGCUUUUUUUUAGUUCUUACAGAUUUCACGAUUUUAUUUAAGAAUAGUUUUCAUUUUUAAAGAAUUUUGCUUGGAUUUUUUUUAGUCUUAUCUAUAUAUUUUUUGCUUUAUUAUCUCCAAUCCCCUUUCUUUCAGACUAAAGUACUAAUAUCCAAUUACUCUCAUGAAUAAUUUGCUUAGCUUUAGUAUCACUUUUUCUUUUUAACUACUUUUCUAUUGACCCUUUCUUCAGGUUUCUGCUGUUGCUUUUUUUUGCUCAUAUUCAGAGUGUAAUAUUCCUAAAAUGUACUAAGAUAAAUAAUAGAAGUACAGGGUUUUUUUUUUUAUAAUCUCUUUUAAAUGCUUUAAAGUUUCUUUGAACUGAGAGGAAUAAAUUUUCUGUACCCAUUAUAUGAAAGAACCUUUUUUCUUAAAAAAAAAAAAAAAGAAAAGAAAAAAGAAGAAGAAGAAAAAGAAAAGAAAAAAAAAGAAAGAAAAGAAAACGUAGAAGCCAAAACUCAAGAAGUCACUUAAACAUUAGCCUGCAUUUCUUUUGCAUAGGUAUUGUAAAUGGUGAUUGUUUCACUAUUCACUAAGAAACUGCAUUUUUAAAACUUGUUUUUGCUUCUAAAAGGACUCAUUAGUUAUAUUUUUUCUAAAAUGUAAGUGCUAUUUUAGAAUCUAGAACAUGAAAGCAGAAAUUCAUUAGAAAUAGAGAUGGAUAUAAAUGAACUUGAAAAACAUUCCCCCCCAAAAAAAAUAUUUGAUAUUCAAUAUUUUUCCUUAUGACCAACUGCAAGAGAAAAUAAUUUUUUUUUAACUCAGCAUCACAUGGUGGGAAGGUGUUGUUUACAUUGUUAAUUGCAAUUACAAUUGUUCCUUCCUUCUUGGCAGCUUAAUUUCUAUUCACAUGGGUUUUUUUUACCCCUGUGAAAAAAGGAAGAUGGCAGUGUUCUUGAGUCUUUCUAGAAUAUGAAUCAUCCAGCAGUUUAGGAGGGUAAAUAUGGGGAGCAUUUUUAUAUGCCUUGCCCAAAUUUUAUAAGAAGACAUCUCAUUUGAAAGUACUUGUGUGAGAAUGGUUUUCUGAUUAUGACAACUUGGUAAAGUACCUGAGGUGCUAUCUGUUGGAAAACCUAUGGAAAACUUUGUGAUAAAACUUGAAUAGCCUGAUGACAGUAGCAGUGUCAAAGUUUGAAAGUUUGCUGUGUCUGUAACUUAUAGGAGUGAGAACACACACACUGUCAAGCACUUGUGUAAUUAAUAAUAAUGGAGGGAAACCAGUAUGUAAACUAUUAAUUUUGCCUACUUGACAUAUGUCAUUUUUAUGCAAUUAACCUUAACCUUACCGUGAAAGGUAUACACUCCAUCUCUUAUUUCUUAUAGAUGUUGGGUACCAACCAGAUUUGUUUGGAAGAUUUUGAUGGUAAAUGCACCCCAUUCUAUAUGAGGCUAUUUAUUUAAUAUUUGUCAGUAAUAUUGGCAGAAUAAAACUUGAGACUACAGUGCUUCUAAAAACUAAAAGAUAAAUAAAUGAGUUCUUAAACUUUUGGUAGUUUACUAAUAGGGUAGCAAACUAUUAAACAUUGAUGUGCAUAGUAAAGAUUAUACUCUACCUGCCCAGUCAUAUUUUCUGUCUGUUCUUAGAAUAUACAUGAUGCAUUUGUGAAUUCUAUUUGUUUUUUGUUUGUGUGUAAAUUGUAGGAUUAUGGCUGUACUUCAGGAUUGAUUAUCUUAAGCCAAUGAAUUUUUAAAUUUUUUAAUAGUGUUUUUAGGUGUUUUCCUUUCUACAUUGAAAACAUACAUAUUCUUUGGGAUUGAGAUAGAGGGACUCAAGGAUGUGCAGAGGUGCUCUCAAUGUUAUAUCUCAACCUUGCUGCUGCUAUUUAUAUAAUAUUUGAAAAAUAUUUCUCCAUAUUGGUAUUAUCAUCAUCUUGUUAACAAACUGCUGUGCUUACAAUAAAUUGUUGUUUGAAUUAGUGAGGAUACAACAACCAAA
Molecule: messenger RNA, 10041 nt
Organism: Antechinus flavipes (yellow-footed antechinus)
Lineage: Eukaryota; Metazoa; Chordata; Mammalia; Dasyuromorphia; Dasyuridae
Gene: HSPA4L
Product: heat shock protein family A (Hsp70) member 4 like
Exons: 20
Coding region: 773-3295 (840 amino acids)
Biological process (GO): protein folding
Cellular component (GO): cytosol; nucleus
Molecular function (GO): ATP binding; ATP-dependent protein folding chaperone
Source: RefSeq, a predicted model, not a curated record